CGACGAGAGUUGCUUCGAAGGCUGGGGCGGAUGGUCAGUGCGCCCGGUCGCGGCUCAAAGCUUCGGACAGCGGAUGGCCGAGUCCGGGCACUGCCCGGGCGGAGCGCGAGCCCAUCAGUGCAUUCAGCGGGCGCCCCGAAGCUGGCCCCGCACGAACUGAGUUGCCAAGCAGCGACUUUAAAUUUGUUUGCUGUGACGUCGUCCCCGCAGAGGACAACACAGCCCGAACGCAUUAUAAGACCUGGCAACGAAUAAAUCAAAACUACACGUUCUCAGUAUGUCUCCUCAAACUGCUACCUUGCUGCCAACGCCUACGCACAGACCCAUUGACCAUGUCUGUCAUCAGCCUAAUGUGUCCCGCCGCAACGAGGUCGCCUUCGAGGCCCGGAUCCUGACAGAACGCUCUUGCCUGAAUGAAAGAACGGAGGAUGCCUCGCCAUUUUCAUCGACCGCACACGGCAUGUGUGGGCCGUGGCUAGAACACGCGCCAGGAGGAUAUGAGAGCUGCCCGGAACAGGAGUCUUACUGCCUGUGCGGUCACUGCAGCUAUGACACACCCUCGUUACCUCCGCAGUCGGUAGACUAUCUGAGUGUUCCGCCACGGAGAGACGAAGGCAUAAUCAAAGCCGUGUAUCUGUGGCGAGAAGACGAAGCGGAGUGCAACCCUGUUCUGCGGGAAGCUCCCAGAGGGUCGUCCUCCAGUGAUAGGACUGACCUCUUUGAACAGCCAAUCCGGGUUUUCAGCCUCUCUCACUUCCGGCGAACCGUUGAUGAGGCCGCUCGCGAGCGGCUUGUCUUCUACCAUGUGCUUCCAGCUAUACACCGAUGGUACUACAGGCUCGUGGCUAUGCAUGCAAGUGCGGUAGCUACGUCAUUCCGCGCUCGAUGGGACUCGGACCUCUUCUGCUGGCAGAUAGAGCGACCGUUCAAGUGGACGGAUUCAGCAGAGCCUUUACUAUCCCAGUACUGUUAUGACCCGAACGCUUUGAUACUAGAUUCUGUAGAUCCUCUCCUAACACCCCACAUCGUCAUCCACGAAGCUCCCGAGCAAGAUCUCAGAACGCUAGAGAACAUCUCCAUACCCCCACAAUGGUGUUACUACGGCUACUUCCUCACGCACCCUUUCGGCUGUUCAGGCUCCUGUUGUAAUCACCACGCGUACUCC
Molecule: messenger RNA, 1165 nt
Organism: Phanerochaete carnosa HHB-10118-sp
Lineage: Eukaryota; Fungi; Basidiomycota; Agaricomycetes; Polyporales; Phanerochaetaceae
Exons: 5
Source: RefSeq, a predicted model, not a curated record